AUGCGCUCUAAAAUAUCUACAUGUGAAGUGAAAGUGAUCGAACGCAUGGGUGAUAUCCUUGCAGAACAUACUACCAGCACUCUUCAACUUUUUUCAGAAAUUAAAAGUGGAACUGUAAAAUUACUGAAAAUAUUAAUACUACUGCAAGUUGUGCAAACAAUAAUUCCUUCAUAUGUAAACGGACAAGAUCAGACGAAAAGCACAAGUACAUUGGUAUGGUCAAGCUCCAGCGGCUGGGGAUUGGAGGUUGACGACUGCAACAACACUCAACAACAGGCCUGCUACAACCCCAUUGUCAGAUACAACCUGCUCCUGCCCCCCGAGGACGCUCAUCCACACGCCCCUAGGGAGGGGGAGGGACUCACUCUAACUGUCCUCAACCAAAGGAAUGCUGCUGUCGUCUUUCACAAGGUGUUCCCGCUCGGUCACUACUGGGCGCACUAUGCUGACCUACAGUGGCACUUGGAUCGCGUGGCACCCGGACGCAUCCUCGUCCUCACGGUAGCCGUGUCUGGCGCCAUGGGACUCCGCCAAGCAGCCCUCCAACUCGCUCGCCUCGGCUCCCUCUUCGCCUUGCACCUCACGCCCAUGGCACACUGGACAUGGGUCUUCGUCAAGGGCGGCCGCACCAUUUCAGAGACGGUCAUCCUUCAAGGACUAGCUCAACACCAGGCUCACCUUAUUCUGCCUCUCUCCGAUCUACCCACGCCCACUACUCCCUCCAAUCAAACGCUGCAACAACAACGCUGGCACUACUGCCACCUGCACGCUGCCAUGGGCGGACUUUGCGACGAGCACACUCCGGACCCGCUGCCGCCGCCCCCGCCGCCUACCCUCCCGCGCCAAUCCGCCCUCGCCCAUGUGCCCGUCGUGGUCACAGCCGGGGCCCGGCACCAGUACCUCUACCACACCCUCAAUGCCCUCCUCACUGCCCCAGGGGCACAACGUAACAACGUCCUCGUCGUGCUUGGGGACGCACCACAGCCUACCACGCAACUGCUACGUCUCAUCAACGUCAACUUCACCAAAGUUCCUGUUCUCGGGGAAGGCAACCUCAAGCUCUUCCGUUACUACCGUAGCGUCUUCCAACUGGUGGCUCGCACCUUCCCCGACGCCCCUGCAGUCAUUUUCCUGGACGAGGACGUCGAGGUCUCCCCAGACUUCUUCUCCUACAUGAGCCAGACUCUGUGGUUGCUCCGCGAGGACCCCACACUCUACUGCAUCAACGGUUUCUCUGCAACAGGAUUUGAAGGACGUGCAUUCGACAAAUCACAGGUAAUUCGAGGAUCCGUUCAAGUAGAGUGGGGUUAUGCAGUUUCUCUCGACUUUGUUAGAGAAGCACUUGCAUCCUGGAUUGAUGAAGUUAAACACAUCUCUCUAUGA
This is a messenger RNA of Penaeus vannamei (Pacific white shrimp), 1383 nucleotides long. Lineage: Eukaryota; Metazoa; Arthropoda; Malacostraca; Decapoda; Penaeidae. The record is from RefSeq and is a predicted model, not a curated record.